Molecule: messenger RNA, 1341 nt
Organism: Mycena indigotica
Lineage: Eukaryota; Fungi; Basidiomycota; Agaricomycetes; Agaricales; Mycenaceae
Product: MYND-type domain-containing protein
Exons: 3
Coding region: 1-1341 (446 amino acids)
Biological process (GO): regulation of transcription by RNA polymerase II
Cellular component (GO): nucleus
Molecular function (GO): DNA-binding transcription factor activity, RNA polymerase II-specific
Source: RefSeq, a predicted model, not a curated record
AUGUCCGAAAUGUCGAUGAGUGCGGAUUUCAAGGUCCAUCUGCCUCUUGCGAAGCUCGAGAGCUGCGCAAAAUGCAAGUCCACGAAGACGCUACGGUUGUGCUCCGCGUGCAACGAGCGCACGUAUUGCUCUCCAACAUGCCAGAAGCAGGAUUGGGCUGAUCAUAAAACCUUCUGCGGCAAAACGGAUCGUCUUGAUCUCAACAUCUUUUAUCCGCUCAUUGGGUGUCUGGUCGAAAUGGGCCAUCUGAGAAAGCCUCAGACACAUCCCGCGCUCCGACAAUCUAUUCUGAAUGCGCCAAAUCCAGGGAGUUUGCCAACACGCCUCCCCGACGGCUCAGCGGCCAACUUGGUGCAUCUUGGCAACAGACUGGCUGGCCCGCACCAAGCGGGCAGCGCGAUAUGGUUUUCGCAGGCGCUCGACCAGAAUGUACGGCUCAAAUUCAUGGACCGCGUCAAACGCGAAGGCCACGUUUUGCCCAUCCUCAUGGCGACCAGUCUCGCGCUGUUGUCCGAAAUUUACACAACGCCUACGUCAAACGAGAAGAAGUCUCUGCGGGCCCGGCUGGCAUAUAGGUCCUCCCCAAUUGCAGACUUUGGUAUUGCUUCUGGGGCGGCCAAAGUCACUGCUCCGGACAGACUUGCAUACCGUGACAAGUCGACCAACCCUAGUUUUGCUGGAAUUCGCUAUGGACAAGAUCCAAACGAUCAUUAUUGGCUGUACUUCACAACGAUCCGCGGGGAGACGGUAACGCUGGACUGUGGAAUGUACACGUUCAAUAUGUGCCAGAUGGUCAGCACGAAGCCGUACUCCACUCAUUCGAUGCUCCCGCCGGAAUUGCCAUGGGUGCCUGCUUUCUUCCGCGAGCGCGACAUGGACCGCACCACGCCAGAUAUGUAUGUCGAGCGGAGGAGGAUGUCCGUCCUCAGAAAUCCUGCCCUGCAAACUGUGGUCCACAUCGCCGGAACUGCGACAACCUACGACGAGGCCCAAGCCAGUAUCAUCUGUUCCUUUAUGGAAACACUUGCGCGUCGGAAAAUAUCGCGGGAAGAACGCGAAUUUGUGCUGUCUUUAACGACCCAAGCCCGCAAUGAGCUGAAGACGGUGUUAAAUGGACGGAGUUGGGCGAGUUGGCCCAAAGUUCCGGCAACCACGGUGGAGAUGGACCCGGACGAGCUUAUGGAGGAUAUGAUGGACGACGAUGCGGCGUGGGCAGAGUACCUCAAAGGGUACAAGAAGAAUAAAAAGGCGGGUAUGGACGAAACUCAGUUGGAUCAAGCGUAUAGGGUGUGGUCUGCGGAGCAGAAGGGUCGGCAGCCUUUAUGGGCGUCCGUCAUGUGA